GCCUACGCUCUUCUCCUCGUCCCCAUUCCCGAUCGACGACCACGCUGCGCUGAGCACGCCGCACUCCUCGCCGCCCGCCCCACAGCAGUCCGACCUGCUCUCUUCUCAUCCCCGACAUUCCGGCCAGUGUUAUCACCCAGCAGUCUCUCGCUCCGUUUCUCUCUCCGCACUCGCACCUUUCUGCUUCGCUGCUUUCUCUUCUCUCCUUCACUUCUGCUUUCACAAGUUGAGUCUUGCAUAUGGCCACCGCUGCGAGACAGUCCAAGCCACCCAGGAAGGGCCCCGACCCUGCAGCCCGUCGGACCAACGCGUGGACCGGCGCGCGCGCAUCCCCGACCUACUCCCCAGCUCCCGCCAACGCACGCCUUCCCAAUGGCAACCAGCAAGGGCCCCCAGGCGCCUUUCCGCCCCUUGCGAACGCGAACGGAGCCCGUCCCCCCGCCCCGACCGCUGAACACAAUCGUGUCCUUGCGCAAAUCUCCGGUCUGACGGGGACGACCGUGACGAUCACGACGAAGAACAACCUGCGCUUUGAGGGUGUCGUCGCCUCGACCACUCCCGAGGGCGACACGACCGGCGUUACUCUCAAGGACGUCAAGGAGGUUAACACCCCCGGCGCGCCCCUCCGAGAGACCCACUUCAUCGCAGCCACCAAUAUCCAGGAAUGGACGUCUGGUCCGGCCGACGCGAAGAUCCCCAACGGUGCUGACACUUUCAAGACUGACACCGACAUCUCAAAGACCGGCGGCCGUCGCGAGCGGGAGUUGCAGGCCUGGCAGCCCGAAUCUGCUGAUGCCAACGGAGCUGCCGCCCCUGGGGCCUCGGGCCCGGCCAACCCGCGCAACGUAGACGAGCUGACGUUCGGCCCUGGGGCGUCGGGUGGCUCGUGGGACCAGUUCGCGGUGAACGAGAAGCUGUUUGGCGUGAAGGCGGGCUUUGACGAGGAUGCAUACACCACGAAGUUGGACAGGAACGCCCCUGACUACAAGGAGAAAGAGAGGAAGGCACAGCAGCUUGCUAAUGAGAUCAUGAACUCCGCUGUCAACAACGUCCACGUCGCCGAAGAGCGUAUCAUGAACCUGACGAACGACGGUUCCGCCGCGAACGAGGAGGACAAGUACGGUGCAGUCGUCCGUGGUGCGAAUGCGUACGUUCCCCCAGGCGCACGCAAACCUGGCAGUGCCACCACCCCUCCUGCUAGGUCGGAGGUCCCGAAGGUGGCUGUCAACGCUCCCGACGGGGCAGCCGUUCCAUCGAGCACAACUGCGUCCACUCCCACCGGGAGCAAAGUGCCUUCUCCCGCGCCGAGCGGGGCUGCUGCAAAGCAGCCCGCCGAUGCGGUUCCGGCCUUCCGGAACUUCGUGUCGACUGAGAAAGACCGGCUUCUGAAGAAGAAGCAGGCGUUGAUGAAGAGCGAGAUGGACAAGCGCCUCUCGGACCUCGUCAACUUCUCCAAGUCGUUCAAGCUCAACAAGCCCAUCCCGGACGACCUCGUCCCGAUCCUCGCCAAGGAUGAGGACAAGCAGCGCGCCAUCAAGGAGAAGUCCACGCGCGACGCCGAGGACACCAAGGCCCGCGCAAUCGGGGUCUCCAAUACCAUCGCCGCCACCCCUGGCGUGCGCCCCGUCCCUGCCCCCGGCAAGGCUGGCGUUGAGACGAGUCGCGCGGCCGCCGCUGCAAAGCCCGCGGGAACGUCCGCGGCAGGCUCGUCCAUGCAGAAGACGUCAACGGCCCCGAGCAAGCCUGGGGAGUCGAAGAAGAUCAGCAUGAUCAUCCAGCCGAUCCCGCCGUUCAAGGGCAAGCGUGCCUCGACGGCCGCGGCCCCCUCGCAGCUGCAGCCCGUCGCGCCCGCUGCGACGAACGGCUCCGCGAAGGCGGCUCCGAGCCCGUUGUCGCCCACUGCGCAGAACAGGCUCAACGUCAAUGCGUCGUCGUUCAGGCCGACCGUGAAGCCGUUCUCUCCUGGUGCAUCCCCCAGCCCAAGCGCGAACGGUGCGACGUCAUCCGCUUCUGCGAAUGGGAAGCAGGCGCAGUCGGAGAACGUCUCACCCCAGGGUCCCCCCAACCCCUUCUUUGGCACGCGUGUGAUCAAGAAGUCGCCCCCGGUGCACGUCAAGGACGACUUCAACCCGUUCAAACACCACAAGGUUAUCGAGGCCGCUCAAGUCGGUGCGUGAUGCAGUCCUUCUCUUCGAUUUCCUCUACCGCAGUGCGUCCAAUACGUAAAGGCGGACAGCUGACGACCGCGCGUGUUCUCUUUGCUGCUUGCUCGGAUAUAUAGCCCCUACGUGGCCGUACAACGGCAAGCGGUACAUGCAGAUGUUCCCUCCUAUCCAAGUUCAACCCCAGCAGCAGUCGCCACCCAUGGCGCCUCCUGGUCCUCCGCCGCCGAUGCCUCCAGCGACGUAUCCGGAGGAAGACCCCGCUGCGCAGGCGGCGCGUGGGGGCUACGUGUAUGCGUACCCGCCUUAUGGCUACCCCGGACAGAUGGUACAGCCUAUGAUGCCUGGAAUGGCCCCGCCACCCCCUGGAUACAUGCCUGGACCCUAUAUGCAACCUAUGCCUUAUCAUAUGCCCCCACCGAAUGCUAUGUACCCCUCGACACCGAUGGGUCAGAUGCCUCCUCCGCAAGCGUAUGGCAUGCCGCCACCUCCCCCGCCUGGCACGUACCCCCCUCCACCAAACGGCGCAGGUCCCCGUCCGUCCAUGCCACCGACCCCGAUCCCCUCGCACGCCCAUCCCUACUACCACCACCAAAGCCCUCAACUGCAGCACGCCAUGCCGUACCCCAUGAUGAUGCCCCCGCCCGGACCCCCGCAUCCAUACGAUCCCAACGGGCAGCCGCCGCCCGUGUCCAUGGGCGGCGUGAGCCACGCAUAGGCCGCUGCUGCCGUUGUCGCUUGCGCGUCGCGCGCGUGACAUGCCAUUGCCGUCGUCCUUCUCCGUCGUCGUCGUCCUUCUGUCGUAGUGCAUCUCAUCGUUUGUCUCUGACUCACUCGCACCCCACAUCAUCUUCGCAUCUCUCAUCCUCCCUCCCUGCCCCCUCCCUUGCAUCCCCCUCCUCUCACUUUCACUCACGUCAUCCCAUACGUCCUGAUACGUAGCCCCUCGUUGCCUCACAUGCUGCCGCUGCUGCGGCCUGCGACCCGUGCAGGUGUCGCGCGCGGAGCCUGCUCGACGCUCUGGAGUCGAGGAAGACCGCACGCUGCCAUGAAUUUGGUUGCGUGCGCUCCUCGGUGUGAGCGGGGCUCGGCCCGUGCGUGUCUGCUCCCGCACGUCCAACUCGCCGUCGCUGUCGCUUGUCCGUCGCCACCCUGUCGGUUCCUCCGAGUCGUCCGUGUCGUUGUCCCGUCGCAUCCUUCUACCGACUGCCCGCCGUAUCUCCUCCCCCCCUGCCCUCAUCCCCUUGGCCGUUCUUCACUGUUGUUUCGGUUUGCGUUGUGUUGUCAGUUGCGAAUUGUUGUGAUGCAUUGUUUCGCAAAAUCACUGUAGCGGCUCUGUACAUACCGCGGGUGAAUCGCGGAUCCUACAGGAUCAUCCUUGGCACGAGUUAGCUGGGACACAGGACGGUGGAUUGGAUCGGGUCGUCAUACGGAUAUCCGCACGUGGUUCUUCAUGGUGUAUGGAAUGCAA
Molecule: messenger RNA, 3633 nt
Organism: Dichomitus squalens LYAD-421 SS1
Lineage: Eukaryota; Fungi; Basidiomycota; Agaricomycetes; Polyporales; Polyporaceae
Exons: 11
Coding region: 240-2177 (645 amino acids)
Biological process (GO): cytoplasmic stress granule assembly
Cellular component (GO): cytoplasmic stress granule
Molecular function (GO): RNA binding
Source: RefSeq, a predicted model, not a curated record